UUAAAUACCUAGUUAUUUAAUGGAACUGAGAUAACUUCUCCUUUGGUCAUGACAAGUGACCUAAAAGAUAUAAAAGCUCUAUGUAAUUUAUCUGAUACGUCAGCACACGCUGUAACUAACGCAAGUGAACUUGUCUCUUUACCAACACAGACAACUACCAUUUCAUCCGUGUUGGUGACGUCUACUGCUGUUGACAAAUCUAUCUACUCAGUUGAUGAAGCAAUUAUAUUGACUUGUGUGACUACCCCUGGUCCAAAUUUUGUGGACAUCUCAACUAAAUCAAUCACUUACCAAUGGCUGAGUAACGCCAUUGUUGUGCAAAACUCAUCGUCAGCUACGUACAAUUUUCCGAAGGCUGCAGGAAACUACAUAAUCAGUUGUAAUGCCACUUACGGUGAUGCAACUACAGCAUCAAGUAAUUCAAUAAAUAUAACACGCAGUAGUACUUACCUAACUAAGCCUACUAUCCUAGCGAACCCUACAAAUCCGGUUUUGGGAAGUCUGUUGACAUUGGCCUGCGUUAGCAAUUAUACAGAUGUUACUUAUAGCUGGAAGAUGGGUACAGAGUACAUUGCCCAACAAUUUGACCACACCAUACAGCUGGACAGCUUAACAGCCAGUGAUGCUGGAGCCUACGUGUGCAUCGUCAAGAGAAGCGCGGUCACCAUGACCUCUGAAGUUUUCACCAUCUCGAAUGGUCACGUGCUUACAAUAUGCUCAGCACUCGUCUAUGGACUGUUGUUUAUGAUCUCACGACAUUUGGUUUAAAUUUACCAUGACAACCUCGGCCAUCACAAGCAAAAUAGUUUUUGAUGUUUAAUUAGUAUUUUAGCGUAAUCAAAUAUUAGAAAUUACACUGCAAUAAGAUUUAAACUAUCUUAUGAACCGAAACAAUUACAUAAGAAUACCUAAAGAUAUUUGUCGCAGAAUUUUUCAAAUGAAAAUAUAUUUUCAAAUACAUUUCAAUUACUUUUAAUGGGUAAUUUAUAUUGGGGAUUUUCACCAUAGAUUUUAAACAAUGUAAACUGGUCUAUGUUUGUUUUUAGAUUUUGAAAAUCCAGUUGACAUUCUUGUAAGUGUUAGAAUGCAGUAGAGAAGAUCUGAGGAUGGAGGCGGUAUAAGAAUAAACAAAGCCAGAAUAUAACACAAGCAAAAUACAAAAAAAAUACUUUGAAAAAAACAACAAAGCGUAUAUUAAGUGUAUCAAUUGGUUUGGAUCAGUCUUGUAAAUAAAUUUGUAAUUAGCCUCAGACGAAAAACAACACUUCUGUCAAGUACUAUUUCUUUC
Messenger RNA from Biomphalaria glabrata, 1288 nucleotides. RefSeq lists its product as uncharacterized. The transcript has 5 exons. The record is from RefSeq and is a predicted model, not a curated record. Lineage: Eukaryota; Metazoa; Mollusca; Gastropoda; Planorbidae. Bases 49 to 768 code for a protein of 239 amino acids.